Messenger RNA from Phytophthora sojae, 765 nucleotides. RefSeq lists its product as hypothetical. Gene Ontology annotation, biological process: attachment of spindle microtubules to kinetochore. The record is from RefSeq and is a predicted model, not a curated record. Lineage: Eukaryota; Oomycota; Peronosporomycetes; Peronosporales; Peronosporaceae. Bases 1 to 765 code for a protein of 254 amino acids. The transcript has 4 exons. Gene Ontology annotation, cellular component: mitotic spindle; DASH complex.
AUGUCGGACCCUCUGAUCGUGCCCUUCGCCGAGCUGUGCGGCGCGCUGCGAGGGCUGCAGGAGCAGGUGGAGCAGCUGUCUCGCGUGCAUGAGGCGGUGGACGACUUCAACUCGGCGUUCGGCGCCUUCCAGGGGGCCAUGGCGCUGCACGCGUCGUGUCUCACGUAUCCGAAGACCCCGAAGCCCGCAGCGCCGCGCAAGUCGCUGCCUAAGAAGGACAAGCAGGUGUCGCCAGGGACGGGAAUUCCUCGACCCAGCAGCAGUACUCACGUGUCGCCCAGUGGCGACGGAGUGCAGCCGAGGCGUGAUGGAUCGUCGGGGGGUAAACUCAAGGCUAAGGGCAAAGGGGAGACGGCGAUGAAGACGGCCAAUGGGGACAACCAGCAGCUGAAGAAGAGGACGCAGGCGGCCCCUGUCGCUGGCAUGAAGAGGCACGGGAGGGUGGAGCCGCGUGCAGCGGGCAAUGGGAUGAAGAGACGGAAGACGCAGAUGCCCAAGGCGCAACCGGCGUGGACGUGGGAACGCCAUGUUCGGGAGAAGAUCCCGCGCAAGUAUCAGAGCCCGGCGGAGCUCAAGAAGCUCGAGAACAUCGUGCUCUACCUCAAGAACCGUCACUGCGCUAUUUCUAUCACCGACCUGGUCAAGCACAGUGGGUUGCCCGUGAUACGUUGCAAGGAGAUCCUGCAGACGCUGAUGAAGCUCGACAUCAUCGAACGCAAGCGCGAAAAAUCGGGCUUCGUCUACAGUUUUGGGACUUCGAACUGA